AAAGAAGAAAAAAACAGAAUCAAAAUGAAAUCAACCCUGCCGAUGAUGGCAGGGCUGUUGCUGCUGUUGUCACUGUGCGUAUUUGUGCAGCAUGUGCAGCCCCUAUCGAUUGACCCCGUUGCUUCAACUGAGCUGGAGGAAUACAUUAAGGAUGAUUUCCUAAUAUCGCUUCGACAUAUUAGACCACGUCGAAAGUUUCGAAUCACAAUUGAGGCCCUGUUUAUGAUCGAUUUCCCCGAAUCGAAAAACAAAUUCUCCUUCUACCUCGAUCGCAAAAAUAAACGCGUGACCAUCGAUAUCACCACCCACUCGAAGGUGUACUCGAAGAAUCUAAUCCUGAACGAUCUGAACGAAUCAACAACGAUCAAAUCGCUAGCAUUCGCGUUCCACCAGAGUGCGAUCACCGUUUACAUGAACUGUAAACAGUCGUCCACCGAGGAGCUGGACGUGAAUCUGUCCAAGCUUUUUGCCAGCAGCGAUGAACCGACCGUCAAACUGUUCCGUGAGCGAAAGUAUCCCCUGUUUUUGGAUUCCGAGCUGGAGAAGGCGCUGAGCCGGGCCAGCUGUCAGAAGAUUUUGCGCCGCAACGGUAAUCACAUUCACUCGCGUCAGAAGCAGACGGUGGAAAAGAUGCUGAAGAAUAAAGCCCAAGGUGAGGUUAUUCCAGAGCGCAACAAGAAGCGUGACAUCCGCAACUGGCAUCAUACGUCCGAAAAGUACAAGGAAGCGUACCAUACGGAUUUCUCUGCUAACCGUGGCGAUAUUCCAAUCAUUCAUGGUGAUUGCGAUGAGAACAUUCUGAAGCUUUUGGGUGAACUGUUGAAGCUGGUCAAGGAACUAAAAGAAGAGGUUAAAGGACAACGGCAUGAGAUAAACUAUCUGCGAGGUUUGAUCGAAAACUGUGCCGGCUGUCAGCAGGCCCAACCGUUGCGCGAAAACUGCCAGUACAGUAAUCCAUGCUUCCCAGGCGUACAGUGCUAUGAUUCAUCUACCGGCAUGCGUUGUGGACACUGCCCGCGAGGGUACGUUGGCGAUGGCCGCAACUGUCGUCCGGGUCAAACCUGUGCGGACCAGCCCUGCUUUAAUGGUGUCCAGUGCUAUGACACGGUCGAGGGUGCACAGUGCGGUCCCUGCCCGGCAGGAUACGAGGGCGACGGUAAGCACUGCCGGUUUCGGGACGCCUGCGAAGACAAGCCGUGUGCGCCAGGUGUACAUUGCAGUAGAUUAGAUCAGCAGCCGUUCUACCGCUGCGGUGCCUGUCCGGCCGGUUUCACUGGCAACGGUACUGCCUGUCAUGAUUUGGAUGAGUGUGACCUUGUGGAACCGUGUGAUGUGCGAGUACGAUGCACCAACACCGUGCCCGGUUUUCGAUGCGAUCCUUGUCCAGGUGGCUAUGUAGGUAUACACUAUGAGGGUCUUACGGCCAGUUCCUUCGAUGGGUCGAUGCAACGGCAACGGUGUACCGAUCGGAACGAGUGUGCGGACGGUUCGGCACGGUGUGGAGCCAACAUGGUGUGUCACAACACGGAAGGAUCCUAUGACUGUCAGUGUAAGCCCGGAUUCAUCCGUAACUCAUCGCACGAGUGUUUACCAUCGGAUCGGAUGUGUCUGGAUGGGACAAUCUGCGAUACGAAUGCUGUGUGCAAGCAUGCCGGAAACAACAAGUACAGGUGCAAGUGUAAGGUAGGAUGGGCAGGUGAUGGGUUCCUAUGCGGUUCCGAUAAGGAUCUUGACGGUUGGCCCGACACGAAUCUGCUGUGCAGCGAUGAGAAAUGUCGUGCGGACAACUGUGUCAACAUUCCCAACUCUGGUCAAGAAGAUGCGGAUCGUGAUGGCAUUGGAGAUGCCUGUGAUCCCGAUGCGGAUAACGAUGGAAUUCUGAAUAAUCCGGACAAUUGCCCCUUGGUACACAAUCCGGACCAAUUGGAUAGUGAUGUAGAUGGAGGUGACAAGCAGGGAGAUGCAUGCGACAACUGUCCCACUGUAUCAAACGUUGAUCAGAACGAUGUUGAUAAGGAUGGGUUGGGUGAUGCCUGUGAUCCCGAUAUCGAUAACGAUGGUAUCCGUAACGAAGAUGACAACUGCCCGAAGGUGUCCAACUUCAAUCAGCUCGAUACGGAUGGCGAUCGGGUCGGUGAUGUUUGUGAUAAUUGUCCACUGAUACCUAACCCCAACCAGCACGAUUCCGACAAUGAUCUUAUCGGCGAUGCUUGCGACAGUGAUGUCGAUCGCGAUCGGGACGGUAUCCAGGAUAGUCGAGACAAUUGUCCGAAGCUGCCCAACUCCGAUCAGCUUGAUUCGGACGGUGAUGGUCGGGGAGAUUUAUGCGAUACGGAUGCCGAUAAUGAUGGCAUUCUGAACCACGAAGAUAACUGUCCGAUUGUGUUCAAUCCCGACCAAACUGAUGCUAAUAAUGAUGGAAUCGGUGACAUCUGUGAGGAAGAUUUCGAUUUGGAUCUCAUCCCCAACUAUCUCGAUAACUGUCCGAACAAUUCCAAAAUCUUCUCCACCGAUUUCCGUACCUAUCAAACGGUUGUGCUCGAUCCGGAGGGUGAUUCGCAGAUCGAUCCGAACUGGGUGAUCUACAAUAAGGGGGCUGAAAUUGUGCAAACACAAAACAGUGAUCCUGGGUUGGCUGUUGGCUACGACGCAUUCGGUGGAGUCGAUUUCGAAGGUACCUUCUUUGUGGAUACGGAGAUCGAUGACGAUUACGUCGGGUUCAUCUUCAGCUACCAGGACAAUCACAAAUUCUACGCCGUCAUGUGGAAGAAAAACAUUCAAACGUACUGGCAGGCGACACCGUUCCGGGCGUCCGCCGAACCAGGCAUCCAGCUGAAGCUUAUCAACAGCAACACGGGACCGGGUGAGAUGUUGCGCAACAGUCUGUGGCAUACCGGGGACACCAAGGAUCAGGUGAAGCUGCUCUGGAAGGAUCCUCGCAACGUAGGAUGGACGGAGCGUACCGCUUAUCGUUGGUUGUUGCUGCACAGGCCGAAGAUUGGAUUGAUCCGUUUGCGCAUCUUCGACGGGGAUCAGAUGGUGGCCGAUUCGGGCAACAUAUUUGACACCACGCUCAAGGGUGGUCGUCUGGGAGUGUUCUGCUUCUCGCAGGAGAUGAUCAUUUGGUCCGAUUUGGUGUAUCGAUGCAAUGACAACGUUCCGGAAGCGAUCUACCGUGAACUGCCUCCACGUUUGCAGCGCGAAGUUCAGGUGGAUCAUCGAGCAUAAAAUGGCACUUCGGUUAAACCUCGGCAAAGCUAAUCGUAGUAGUACAACUAAAUCUAGCGCUUAAAAUAUAUAAUUUACAAAUCUGCUUCGUAUAAUCAGGUUGCCUCUACUUACUACUCUCCAUUUCCUUUGUUGCUACCUCAGUUCAA
Anopheles maculipalpis is the source of this 3377-nucleotide messenger RNA. It is a transcript of the gene Tsp, whose product is annotated as cartilage oligomeric matrix protein. Gene Ontology annotation, molecular function: calcium ion binding. NCBI's taxonomy places the organism in Eukaryota, Metazoa, Arthropoda, Insecta, Diptera, Culicidae. The transcript has 17 exons. Bases 25 to 3228 code for a protein of 1067 amino acids. Gene Ontology annotation, cellular component: extracellular region. Gene Ontology annotation, biological process: cell adhesion. The record is from RefSeq and is a predicted model, not a curated record.